AUGAACCACGCCCUGGUCUUCACUCGAGAAGUCAACGUGUUCAACGAGUACAGCAACCAAUUCACCAUGACCAUCCAAUUGUUUGCACUUAGCACUCGAAUGCUGUGGCUCAACUUGGGCAUCGUCAAGGCGUUCAAGGUCUUGUUGCAUCUCGUGUCGCCAUCAGUCUAUUCCGGUGAAAGUCGCGCCAUGCCCUUCUUCAACUUUAGCUCGGUCACGACGCUGUACCUCACCACGAUACUGCUCUUCUAUGUGCCUGAGUACAUCGAGUACAACAACCAGUCCCGUGUCGACGUCACCAACAAGAUGGAAGCUCUGGACGGCCAGUUUGUCGACUUUUUCGAGAGUUUUUACAUCCGCGUGGCGCCUGCAAUCGCCGUCGGGCUACUGGUAAAUGUCGUCGCUGUCCUCUUUGUGGACCACUUGAUGUUCUAUCCACACUGGCAAAAGCUCAAAAAGAACAGCUUAUCGCGGCAAGCAAUCUUCAACUCGACCUCGAUCGUGUGCGAAUUCGUCGACGACGUCCAAACUGUGAACGGAGACACGCUGAUGACAUGUUCGGCCCGCCGCAUGAGCACGUUGCAGUGGUAUUUUAUGCACCACCUCCGUUGCUUUGGGCUGCAGGAGCGUGAUUUGUCCAAGCGAAAGUCGUCAAGAAUGACGAUAAAAGCCUCUGAGCAGUCAAAGUCACAGUUAAUUACGACGACAUCCCCCGACCUCAAGUAUACAGUCGGCCAAGACAACAAUGGUCACAUCCAUCUCCUUGACGACCAAUUGAGCGACGUGAAGAGCCUCGUCUUGAACAUCAAGGUCCUGCGGGACACCUCUCUCGUCAUCCAGUAGAUGAUGCGUCCUCGAGAGAAAGCGUCGCGCAGCCUUUCAUGUGUUGAACCAAAGCCAAUCUGUGUUUAUGUCAACCCUCUAUCCUGCCAACUAACUAUGGUACAGUAAUU
Molecule: messenger RNA, 953 nt
Organism: Aphanomyces invadans
Lineage: Eukaryota; Oomycota; Saprolegniomycetes; Saprolegniales; Verrucalvaceae
Exons: 1
Coding region: 1-843 (280 amino acids)
Source: RefSeq, a predicted model, not a curated record